Messenger RNA from Rhizophagus irregularis DAOM 181602=DAOM 197198, 1369 nucleotides. The record is from RefSeq and is a predicted model, not a curated record. Lineage: Eukaryota; Fungi; Glomeromycota; Glomeromycetes; Glomerales; Glomeraceae.
GAUCCUACUGAAAAAAACUAUUAUGAAAAUAAAAAAAUGUGAAAAAUGUCAAAAUGAAUGUUUUAAUUUGAAAACUUGUGAAUUUUGUAUUAAAAAAUAUUUGGAAGAUAGAUUUUUAAAAUGGAGUUCCAAUAAUAAAGAAAUUGAUGAAUGGAUUCAAAAUUUUCAAAAAAAUUUUCUUAAACCAGACUUUAUUGUGGAAUGGAUACCUUAUAAUAAUUUACAAGAUAUUCAAUAUGUAACUCAAGGAAGUUUUAAUAAAGUAAAAGCAAUAUGGACGGAAGGAAAAUAUGAAAAAUGGGAUUAUGAACGACAAGAGUUAAAAAGAUUUGGACCACAAGUUGUAACUAUUAAAUAUAUAAACAUGAAUAAAGAACAAUGGCUUCAAGAGAUUAAAACGCAUUUAUUAUUAUCAUCAACUAAUUCGCCUGUUAUACGUAGUUAUGGAUUAACAAAAGAUUAUGGUAAUAACAAUUAUAUGAUUAUUACGGAAAUUAUGCCAUAUAAUUUUAAAAAUUAUUUGCAAGAUAACAUGAAUUCACUUAAUUGGGUUCAAAAAUUUAAAAUACUUCUUGAUAUAGCGGAAUCAUUAGGAAGUGUACAUAAUAAUAAAUUAAUCCAUGGAGAUUUACAUUCAGAGAUCAUAGGUUAUUCCACUAGUCGUGAAAUUUGGUUGAUUGGAGAUCUUAGAUUUUGUCGACCAAUUGACAAUCCAUUAAAUAAAAAUUUUGGAACCAUGCCAUAUGUUUCUCCAGAAAUGUUAAAACAAGAACGAAUGACCACAAGUUCAGAUAUUUAUAGUUUUGCAAUGAUCAUAUGGGAACUAUCAACAGGUGUUCAACCAUUUGAAGAUAAACGAUCAGAAUUAUCAGCAGAAAUUAUAAAUGGAUUGAGGCCCAAUAUUAUGAAAGGAACUCCAAAAUCUUAUUCAAGAUUAAUGGAAAAAUGUUGGGACGAUGAUCCGUCAAAACGACCGGAUAUAUUAAUUAUACAAAAUGAAAUUAAAAAUAUUUUAAAUAAUUAUUUUAAAAAUAAUAUGUCACAAGAAGAACAAGCAGAAAUGAAAUCAAUAAAUUAUCUUAAAAGGAAUUAACAUUAGGUCAGGUGAUAGAAUCAGAAAUCUCGGUUAUUUUUUAGUUAGUUAAAAACCAAAAUUUCCAAAAUUAUUCUUUCUUUUGUUUUUUUUUCAUUUUUUUCACCAAGGUUGACUAGAGUAUGGCUAUAUUGAUUGGUAACAUGGCUGUUUUAACUAGGAUAUAAUAAAGCAUCAUAUGCAAUAAAUGCAAUAAAUUAUUAAAUUUUCGGUCGUAUUAUUAUAAUCACGUGUUUGAUCUCCUCACGAAUUUUAUUUAUAAAUCUUUUUACAAAA